Messenger RNA from Necator americanus (New World hookworm), 1869 nucleotides. RefSeq lists its product as uncharacterized. The transcript is spliced from 16 exons. NCBI's taxonomy places the organism in Eukaryota, Metazoa, Nematoda, Chromadorea, Rhabditida, Ancylostomatidae. Gene Ontology annotation, biological process: protein localization to membrane. The coding region runs from base 1 to 1869 and encodes 622 amino acids. The record is from RefSeq and is a predicted model, not a curated record. Gene Ontology annotation, cellular component: membrane.
AUGUCCAUCCGUCUGUUGUCCAUCAUCGUCUUCUUGGGACUUUUACCACUCGAACAAGGAUUCUACGUUCCGGGAGUGGCUCCCGUUGAGUUCAGAAGCGGUGACCCAAUAGAAGUUAAAGCAAUCAAAUUGACGAGUACGAAAACCAUAGUUCCCUAUGAGUAUUACUAUCUUCCAUUCUGUCGCCCAGAUGGAGAUUUGUUGUAUAAGUCUGAGAAUCUAGGCGAAGUAAUGCGUGGAGAUCGUAUCGUGAACACCCCGUAUCAGUUGUUUAUGAAAAAGAAUGUUGCUUGUGCGUCUGCAUGCACAUCUACAAGUCCGGUGGAAGUAAGUGCUGUAGCAGCAAGAAGAUUGAUGGAUAGGAUCAAAGAGGACUAUCAUGCACAUUUACUUGUUGACAACCUCCCCUCAGCAACCAAGUAUGAAGUUCCAAAGACAGGCGAAAUAUUUUACGAUCUCGGAUACAAAAUUGGUUGGGUUGGAGAAGAUGGGAAGGUUUUCCUCAACAAUCAUCUGGACAUUGUUAUGCUCUAUCACGAGCACAUGCCUGGACUCUAUCGCGUUGUUGGUUUCGAAGUCAAGCCCCGUUCGGUAAAAGCGGUCACUUUCGACAGUAAUAAGGAGUGCUCUGGAUUCGACAAGGACAUGAAUUUCUUCGAGCUGAAAGAGGAGGACCAGAAAAUCCACUGGACAUAUAGUGUAUUCUGGGAACCUAGUGAUAUCCCAUGGGCUAGUCGUUGGGACGUUUAUCUGUCCGUGAAGGCUGUUGAUAUACAUUGGUUCAGCAUCCUGAACUCAAUCGUCGUCGUUAUGUCAUUAAGCGGUUUUUUGAGUGUUUCGAUCGUUAGAACUGUCCGCCGUGACAUUGCUCACUAUAAUAAAGAUGAAGCUGAGGAUGACACACUAGAAGAAACUGGUUGGAAACUCGUUCAUGGCGACGUUUUCCGUCCUCCACCUCACCAGAUGAUUUUAGUAAAUAUGGUUGGAACUGGUAUACAACUACUUGGAAUGGUCGGAAUAAUAGUUUUCUUCGCUAUGUUGGGCAUGCUCUCUCCAGCAAGCCGUGGCUCUCUUAUGUCCGCAGCCGUAUUUCUUUUUUGUUUUAUGGGUUUGGUUAGUGGUUAUCAUGCUGGUCGCCUAUACAAAACCAUGAAAGGACGAAAUCCAAUUCGUUGUGCAGUGCAGACUGGAACUCUUUUCCCUUCGCUCAUUCUUGGAAGUGGAUUUGUCCUAAACUUUUUCCUGAUCGGAAAGCAGUCAUCAGGAGCUGUUCCAUUCGGCACUAUGAUCGCUCUGCUGUUGAUGUGGUUCGGAAUCGAUUUGCCUUUGGUCUUCCUCGGUUUUUAUUUUGGAUACAGGAAGCAGCCGUAUACCCAUCCCGUGCGCACCAAUCAAAUUCCACGGCAAGUGCCAGAUCAACCCUGGUAUCUGAAAACGGUCCCUUGCACUCUUUUGGCAGGAGUCUUGCCUUUUGGUGCUAUGUUUAUUGAGUUGUUCUUUAUUUUCUCGGCAAUUUGGGAAAAUCAGUUCUACUAUCUAUUUGGUUUCUUAUUUAUUGUUUGUUUAAUUCUGGUGAUCAGUACAGCACAGAUUUCAAUUGUCGCUACUUACUUCAUGCUUUGCGCAGAGAAUUAUCGUUGGUGGUGGAAAUCGUUUAUCGUUAGCGGUGGAUCUGCUGUUUAUGUGAUGGCCUACUCGAUUUUCUAUUACAACACCAAACUGGACAUUGAAGGAUUCGUCCCAACCGUGCUGUACUUUAGUUAUUCUGCUCUGAUGGCGAUAACUUUCUGGUUCCUCACUGGUACUAUCGGAUUCUACGCUUCAUAUGCGUUCCUGAGACGCAUCUAUGCUGCUGUCAAAAUUGACUAG